CAACACCCCGCGAAGGAGGAGCCUCGCCGGGCCGUGCUGAAGGCGUCAGGAGCUGCAAUUUCCAACUUAGCAUCUUGGCAGGACCCUUCGGAAAGCGAGAGCGAGGAGGAAGGGGGAAAAAAAAGCCCCCCAGUGCAAGGGGGAGAGAAAGAGAAAGAGAGGAGGGGGGGAGGGAAAGAAGGGAAAGCAAGGGGGGGAGAAAAAGGAGGAAGCGGUGCCCGGCUGCAGGCGAAAGCGGAGCAGCAGCCCCGGCGCAGAGCAAGGUGCCGCCUCUGCCCAGCUGGCGAGGGCGGAGAGGCGCCCGCGAAGCCCCGGCCGCAGCCGCCCCAACCCGGCAGCGCGGCGGCUCCCUCCCGGCGCCUUGGGCUCCCGGGUAUAUGUGCGCGCCUGGCCAUGUCGUAUCCUCAGGGUUACUUGUACCAGCCGUCAGCGUCCUUGGCUCUCUCUUCCUGCCCGGCGUACAGCACCAGCGUGAUCUCCGGACCCAGGACCGAUGAACUUGGGAGAUCUUCUUCGGGCUCCGCUUUUUCCCCUUAUGCCGGAUCUACCGCCUUUACCGCCCCUUCCCCGGGUUACAACUCCCACCUCCAGUACGGCACCGACCCGGCCGCCGCCGCCGCCGCCGCCUUCACUUCCUACGUGGGCUCGCCCUACGACCACACGCCGGGCAUGGCCGGUUCCCUGGGGUACCACCCGUACGCGGCGCCGCUCGGCUCCUACCCCUACGGGGACCCUGCGUACCGCAAGAACGCGACGCGGGACGCCACGGCCACCCUCAAGGCCUGGCUCAACGAGCACCGGAAAAACCCCUACCCCACCAAGGGCGAGAAGAUCAUGCUGGCCAUCAUCACCAAAAUGACCCUCACCCAGGUCUCUACCUGGUUCGCCAACGCGCGGCGACGGCUCAAGAAGGAGAACAAAAUGACUUGGACCCCACGAAACCGCAGCGAGGACGAGGAGGAAGAGGAGAACAUCGACCUGGAGAAAAACGACGAGGACGAGCCCCAGAAACUGGAGGAGAAGGGGGACCCCGGGACUCCGGACACAGGAGCGGUGGAUCCCAAGGCAGCGCCGGGCUGCGAGCGCCUCCAGGAGUCCCCCGGCCCCCGGGAAGCCGAGAGCGGCCUCAGCGACUCGGAUUGCAAAGAGCUAGCGGAGGAACGGCUCGACGGGCCGCCCGUCCCCCACAAGGCGCCCGGCGCUUCCCCGCUGGGACCGUGUCCGGCGGGCCGUGGGCCGCCGCCGGCGGGCGGCGAGGAGCCCCCGCCGUACCGCCCGCCCUCCGCCGCCGCCGGGCCGCCGCACGCCGCCGACCUGCACCCGCUGCUGCCCGCCGCCAACGGCGCCUCUGUCAUCCACUCGCCGCAGCAGGCGGCCCUCGCCAAGCCCAAGCUCUGGUCGUUGGCCGAGAUCGCCACCUCGGCGGACAAGGCGAAGGAGGCCGGCGGCGAGGCGGCGCCCCCCGGCCCCGCCGUGCUGGGCGGCAGCGGCCCGUCUCGCUCGCCGCCGCGGCCGCGCUCGCCCUCCGCGCAGUGCCCCUUCCCCAACGGGGCGGUCCUGCCCCGGCCGCUCUACUACACGGCGCCCUUCUACCCCGGCUACACGAACUACGGCUCCUUCGGGGCCCUGCACGGGCACCCCGCCGGCGGCCCCGCCGCCACCGCCCCCGGCGCCCACUUCAAUGGAUUAAAUCAGACUGUCCUCAGCAGAGCCGAGAGCCUGGCUAAAGACACUAAAAUGAUCAGGAGCCAGUCCCAAGUAGACCUUUGCAAAGACUCACCUUACGAACUGAAGAAAGGUAUGUCCAACAUUUAAUAUCGGCUUCUCCUCCCUAUCCCCUCCUGGGACUGUGGUUUUGUUCCUUUUUUUCCCUCCCUUUUUUUAAUUUAUUUGAGAGAAAUAAUAAAUUGCUUUGGCAGUUAUUUUUCCAGUACCAAAAGAAAAACAAAACAAACAGAAAAAGACCAGCUCCCCCCUCCCUCCCAGCCCCUCUUCAAAAGUUUAUAGAGUCUAUUUGAAAUGGCUGGUGGAAACCGCCCAGAAAUGUCUUAAGCAAGUGAAAAGCAAACGAGUGACACGCUCUCUCUCACACACACAAAGAAGAAAGAUUUGUAUUAAAUCUUAUUCUGUAUAUUUAAUGUAGCUUUUUUGUAUUUAAAUUGAUAAUACAGUAUCUUUGAAGUAAAUUAUGAAAUCAAGACAACUGUACAGGCAUUAAUGUUGUUUUCGUAAUAUAAAUAUAUACAUUUCUGUGUCUUUUUCCGAAUUGUUUCAUAGUUUUAAAAUAUAUAUAUACAAGUUUAAUUUAAUUUUUUAUGCCUAUUGUUUUUUUUUUCCUUGGGUGUGAGUUAAACUAUAAUGCAAAAACGAGACAAAAAAAGGAAAUAGGUUAUACGUAUUAGAUUAAAAAAAAACCCCAAACCUGCAGCCGCCUUUGUAAAAUGCAAAUAUUUAAUUAAAAGAGAUUUUUAACAGAAUCAAAACCACUCUCUUUUUGCAACGGGCAGAUAUGUGCAUAGCUGCGGAAAAAUAAAAGCAUGUCUUAAAAGAGACGCGGGGCUCCAUUUAGGACCUCU
This is a messenger RNA of Serinus canaria (Common canary), 2576 nucleotides long. RefSeq names its product iroquois homeobox 5 (gene IRX5). Gene Ontology annotation, molecular function: RNA polymerase II cis-regulatory region sequence-specific DNA binding; DNA-binding transcription factor activity, RNA polymerase II-specific. Gene Ontology annotation, cellular component: nucleus. Gene Ontology annotation, biological process: neuron differentiation; regulation of transcription by RNA polymerase II; cell development. The record is from RefSeq and is a predicted model, not a curated record. NCBI's taxonomy places the organism in Eukaryota, Metazoa, Chordata, Aves, Passeriformes, Fringillidae. The coding region runs from base 394 to 1815 and encodes 473 amino acids. The transcript is spliced from 3 exons.